AUGUCACAAACAGCGCGGAGCUCUGCCGAAGAUGUGUCGUUGUCCAAGGCGGAUGGAAAGAAGCACUUGUUGUUAGCCGCGUCGGGCUCAGUCGCAACUAUAAAAAUCGGCAACAUUAUCCAAGGUCUCGCAGAGCACAAAAGCCUUUCCAUCAGAUUGAUCCUCACAAGCUCAGCAGCUCAGUUUCUCAAAGGCCAAGCGGAGGAGCAGCCUAGCUUGGCCGAUAUCGCCAAACUGCCCAAUGUGGACGGGAUAUACGAGGAUGAUGCAGAGUGGUCGCAUCCAUGGACUCGCGGCGCCCCUAUCCUUCAUAUUGAAAUGCGAAAAUGGGCAGAUGUGCUCGUCAUUGCUCCUCUGAGCGCAAAUACAAUGGCAAGCAUGGUAGCAGGUACUUCAGCAAACCUGCUGACGUCAGUCAUUCGUGCUUGGGAUACUGAUGGCACCGUGGAUGGGCUGAAGAAGAAGAUUGUGGUAGCAACCGCCAUGAAUACUGCCAUGUGGAGGCAUCCGGUGACGGCCAAGCAUCUUAAAAUCCUUGAAGAAGAAUGGGGAGGGGAGAGCGGAUGGGUGGAAGUAUUACGGCCGAUUGAGAAAACGUUGGCCUGUGGCGAUGUUGGCGAAGGAGCAAUGGUCAGCUGGCAGACGAUUGUUGAAAAGAUUGAAGAGAGGCUAGAGCUUUGA
Messenger RNA from [Torrubiella] hemipterigena, 681 nucleotides. NCBI's taxonomy places the organism in Eukaryota, Fungi, Ascomycota, Sordariomycetes, Hypocreales, Clavicipitaceae. The record is from the annotation of a GenBank genome assembly.